CCCAGAAUGCACGUGUGCGCAUGCGCAGUCCGUUUUACUUGACAGUGGUAAACAGACGUCAGAAGGGAGUCUUCGCCUCGAGUCAAAACAAAACAAACGCAAACAAACUAUUCAAGACACCCAAGGGGAGCAUCUUCUGUCCACCGGGACGACCACAACAACCAGACGAGUCGUCACUGCCUCCAAACGGCAACUUUGAACGAGUUCUAGGCGGCUUUCGGCGGACUUUUCGGCGCGUUCCAAACUCCGGAGUAGCAGCAGCUUAAGCGGCUAACGUGACCGGGGGGCUACCCGGGCUUGUUUUCCCCAAAAGUUGGGAGCCUCACCCCCGGGGGACUCAACGCCACAGCCUAAAGGGAUUGCCUUGUCGGCCACUUGUUGGGAGUCUAGACAUAGACAUCGCGGGGGAGAAGCCCGGCGCGACGUGCUCCGGGGCCUCGGCGGCGGAGUCGGAGGCGUUUUGUAACCGCCUCUCUGGCAUCGUGUGCGGCGCCACGAGUGGACAAACAUGGCAGAUGGCGACAUGUGGCGGAUUGUGCACAUCUAAAAACACUGCACUUUAGAUGGGAUUCUUGUAAUCGCGUACAGUUUGUAAGUACACUCAUCUCCCCCUUUUUCCUUCCACCCAAAAUUAAUGACUACCAUUUUAUAUAUUUUGUUACUCCACGAGUUCAUACAUUGGUGACGUGAUUGUUGUUUAAUUUUGGCUCUGGCUGGACUGUCAGUGUAGUAGUAGUACGAGUCGUUUGCAGUCUUUUUGUCUAUUUUUCUGGAAAGUUUUUAUUUUAAUAAAUAGGACGAACACAUUUUUUUAUGUAAUUUGUAAUACUACUUAAAAUCCUUCAAGGUCAAAUUGAAGUGGCAACACUUCACAUUAUUUACAAGCUCAUCCAUUUAUUGUUUAACUCCCUACUGCUAAAAGUAGUGCUACUAGAUACAAAGUACUUUUCAGUUUUUCCGCAUGUUUCCUUUUUUUAGUAGAUUAUUCAUCGACAAGGGAAAAUUACUAUUGUAAUUUCAAACAAAGGCGCUCCCGUUCCCUCCUUCUAUAUAAAUCAGAAGGUUUAUGAUAGUUAGUAUUAAGGAGAUUAUUUGGGUUCCCUAAUCUCCAAUCUGAGGAUUAACUGGAGCUAUUGGUGUGCCCAGAUUAUUACGUCUUUUUUUUUUUUUUUAGGCCCCCAGUGUUUACUCCCAGUGUAUUGUUAUUGUUGUUGUCCUUCCUGGGAUAAAAACAUUUGGAGGCUUGAAAGUAGUUCCGGUGUUUUGGAGUGGAGCGGAAGUAGCCAAGUGGUGGAGGUGAACGAGAGGAUCACCAUGGAGGAGUUGCCGGCGCCGCCCAUUGACCCGGAUUUUGAGCCGCAGAGCCGGCCCCGCUCGUGCACGUGGCCGCUGCCCCGGCCAGACAUCUCGGCCGUAAAGCAGGAAGCCCCCGAUGGCACCGAGUCCGCUGCCGGCACGCCGCCCGCCGAUGAUGACAAGCCAGAUCCACGGCACACGGUGGCGCCGUCCGAACCGGAGAAGGCGGCGGGGGCCACCGCCAUGGCUGCAGCGGCGGCGACUGACCCCAACGUGAGUGGCGUGACGCCCCGCAAGGGUUCGUCCAGGCGCAACGCGUGGGGCAACCAGAGCUACGCCGACCUGAUCAGCCAAGCCAUCGAGAACUCGCCCGACAAAAGGCUGACGCUGGCGCAGAUCUACGAAUGGAUGGUCAAGACGGUGCCUUACUUUCGAGACAAGGGCGACAGCAACAGCUCGGCCGGGUGGAAGAAUUCCAUCCGCCACAAUUUGUCGCUGCACAACAAGUUCCUGAGGGUCCACAACGAAUCGACGGGCAAGAGCUCCUGGUGGAUGCUCAACCCAGAAGGGGGCAAAACUGGCAAAGCCCCCCGCCGCCGCGCCGCUUCCAUGGACAACAGCAGCAAGCUGCUGAAGAGCCGCAUGCGUGCCAAGCAGACCAAGAAGCAGGUUCUGGCAGGGGCCGGCGCCGGCGGAGCGCUGCAGGGCGACGGCGCGUCAGCGACUGCAGGGGCCGGUGCCGAUAGCCCUAACUCAUCCCAGCAGUUCUCCAAGUGGGGCGUGAGCAGCAGCAGCCCGUCGUCACGCGGCAGCCUGGACGACGCUGACAUGUGGACCUCCUUCCGUCCGCGCACCAGCUCCAACGCCAGCACCCUGAGCGGGCGGCUGUCACCCAUCGCGCCGGGCCAGGAGGAAGACGACAAUCUUCCCGAGGAUGGGCUCUUGGGCCGCUACGCUUCUAGCGCAUUGACGCCCACCCUGGCCGAGACCCUGAUGGAGGAGCUGGACCUGAUUGACGGGCUGACCCUCAUGAGUGGCCAGCAGGGUGGCGCCAGUCCCAGCACGGCCCCGGCAGCACCACCAACUCCGCUGCCGUCGGCAGCCACCCUGCUGCCUCGCAGCUCCUCCUCCUUCCCCUCCUUUCAUCACCUGCAGGCGCCGCAGACAUCCCCCCAGGCGGCGGUGGGACCCGCCGGGAAGGACGCCACCCCUAGCUUUGGAAACUCCCUCUUCAACUCCUCUCACGGCACCACCCACUAUGGUACCCACGUGCCCUCCAGCCUGGAGGCGUUGCUCACCUCCGACUCCCCUCCUCCAACCGACGUCCUCAUGGCACAGGUGGACACCCUGGUGCCUGCCUCGACGGGCCUCAUGAGCUUGGGCUCCCCGGUGGUGGGCAUCAGACCCAAACCCACCCAGCUGCUGCUGGGGAAAGGCCUGGAAGCCAGCGCAGUCGGGCCUCAAAGCCUGCAGGCGCCCAUGCAGCAGCACCACCUGCACCACCAGCAUCAGCACCACCAGCAGCAGCACCACGCUCCCCUCAGCCUGGGCAUGAUUCUCUCCGGUAUGUCCCAGGACCCGCUGCAGAUGCCCAGCCUGAAGGUGCAGCAUGCCACCACGCAGCACACCGUCCUCCCGGGUGUGGGCCCAUUUGGGGCGCCGCCUUGCUUCCAGGCGGCACCAGAGCGGCUGCCCACCGACCUGGACGUGGACAUGUUCACAGAGAAUCUGGACUGUGAUGUGGAUUACAUCAUCAACAGCGACCUCAUGGAUGGAGACGGUAUCGACUUCAACUUCGACCCAGUCCUGCCCCCUGGGCAGGGCUAUGCGGGGCCUGCCACCACUCAGGGCUCUGCCCACCAUUGGGUGCCCAGCUAAAGGCUUGCCAAGAGUAGAGAAGCCACCUUUCCACCCUCCUGACGUGGCCAACCCCAAAAAGGACAAAAUGUCCCGCCACAUAGUCACGCGGACCGGCCUCUUGUCUCGUCACGUGCCAACGCAACCACCGACUAUGCAUACAAUUUAUAGCUGCGCCUCCCCAUCUUCCUCCAUUUUGGCGUUUUUCAUAACCUGGCUGCGGCCAUUUUCAAGACUUCCUCAAUUCUGCCUGCGAGUUGUCAAGAUGUUUCGCGCAAGCAUCUUACAGGCAAACACGGUACCCCGAAGCUUCAGUACCUCAUUGGCUUCCAUAUGGUGACCUUGAGUGUGCGUGUUGUGGUGAAGAAUUGGCCAGUUUUCCCUGGAAGCACCUGCAGAUCGGUACAAAACGAGGACGCCGAUGACCAUUGCUAAAACAAGACGAUACAUAACUUUUUUUUUUGCUGAUUCAACACUAAUUGCUCUUUGGGCAAUGUCGUUUUUUUUUUCUUUGUUUUUGUUUUAACUCCAUGCGGUGUGUAAAGUAGUUGAGUAGGGUACACACAUAGCGAUAAUCAUGACGCAUUUCCUUUACAAUCAAAGUCUGCAAAGUCCCGACUAACAGACAUCUCAAAAGCGGCUGACUUUUGAUGUGGAAAGAAUUCAUGUUAAAACAGCACGGGGUGUGUUAAGACUUCUUAACUGCUUGGAAAACCAUCAGGAUUGGCGAUUAGAAUAAAGCUGGACGAGAGUCAAUAGCUGGGUGGACCCAUACGAUAAUUGUUUUUCUUCUCUGAUCUAAUUAGACAAUCAUAAAUGUUAAACGUAUUCAAUAUUUACAAUGGCAAAUCUUUUCGUUUGGGCCUCAUGGAUUUCUUUAUCGACUUGGCCGCUGUUUCCCGCAGGUCACACUUGGUACUGCGGUAGACAUUUGCUCUGAAGGGAGGAGACUGGCAAUUGUUGGAAGAAUCUUUUUUUCCCCUGGCCGAAUGGGGGCUCGAUGAUAAAAGAAAAUGUGUAUGUGUGUACCCCGCUUUAGACAUGAUUUAUAUUAGGGGUGAAAAAAGAGGAAAGAAUGCAAUGUGCAGUUGAACUAAUAAAAUGAAGUUAUUUGUUUUGAAUUUUUUAGGGCAUUUGAUGUUAAAUUGCCAUUGGAUUUGGCUUCUUAUCGAAUGUUGCUACCUAAUUUUUGAUUUUGUUGUAAAUUCAGUUUUUUGAUUAGCACUUAUGUACAACCAGUACCAUACAUCCCAACUAUUGUUUUCGGUUUGAAACAUUUCGACACGCGAUGCACACGUUGCACAUAAACAAUGACACACUAUGCAGAUUUAUCAAAAGAAUUUGAAGGAAAUUUUAAGCAGCAGCAACAACAACAAAAACACGAAGGGUUUUGCUAUUUUGUCAUGUACCCUCACUAACUUGAAAUAUAAAUAUAUAUAUAUAUUUGGUUAUAGCUUUAAUAUACAACAUAGAUGGAGAAUAAUAAAAAGAUGCUACUUGUAUUUUUUUUUACAUUGGAGGAUGCAUUUUUCAGAUUUGUAACAGCGAUUUUUAUACACUUAUUUUUGUAAAAAUGUAUGUGCAUGUAGAUUUUUUGUGUAUAACUUCCAAAAGAAUACUAAUAUUUGCAUUUGCAUGGCAUUUAGGGGGCACACUCAACCUGACCGUAUCUCACUGUACAGAUGCUUUUUUUUUUCCUUUUUAGAUAUUUUUCUUGCUUUUAAACAUUAGUCAUCUCAAAAUGAAACCAUAAAAACAAAAAGACUCAUACAACCAUUACCUCUCAGGGUCGCUCGGAAGAAAACAUGCACAAUCAUGUGACAAAAGCAAGAAAAACACAUAUUUAUUUUUCUGUUGCGACUGGAAACUUGCUUUUUAAGACCUCUGCAUCUUUAAAAAAAAACAAAAACAAAAAAACAAAUCUGCUAUGCAUUUCACUUUUUUUUUCGGGUUGGAUUUUUUACUUCCUGCCAAGAUGAAACACUAGCAUGAUAUUUCUAGAACGUGUAUGCAAAUUGUUCUCAUUUUUUGUGUAUUUAAUUUUCUGGUCAUGUACAGUUUGUCAUUUCACACAUUCAAAACCAAUUUGUUUAAAAAAAAAAAAAACAGUAAGUUGAAAAAAAAAAUGCACUCGAUUUACUUUGAAGUGGUGCUACGAGUAAGUUUGGAUGCAUACUAUCAGGGCCUUGUUGAAAGUUACCUUCAAGAAUUAACAAUAAUGUUUUUAUUCAUUUCAUCUUAUUUUAUUUUUAGUAUCUCACUCUUUAUUUACAUGUUAGUCCCCAAACUUCUCACUUAACUAGAUGGAGUCUGACAUCCCAAUCAUUUAAUUAAUUGAUUUAUGGAAUGUUAAAUAUGAAACUGGACGUGUGCGUAUGUUUGUGUGUGAGACAAAUCGCAGCAUUCAUUCCAUAUUCUUCACGUUUACGAAUAAGCUCUUUGCUCUUUAGACAAUUCAGCGCACUAGUUGCAACUUUUGCAGCUAAUGACCAAGUUUAGCCUGACUAGAACUAGUAUUUGUCCGACAAGUUGUCUUAUUAGUGAGAACAAAUUAUUACCCUACAUUAGACAUCAAGGAUAUGGAGUAAAUGCUCCAAAAAAAAGCAGAGCAAUUAUUGGAUAACCUUGAUAAAGAGGUUACUAGUGCUUGACACAUCUUCAUGCAGCACGUGUUAAGGAUUGAUUUGACCAAAGUGGGAAAAAACACGAGAAGUAAGACAAUCAGUACCACCACACCAGUGUGCUGAAUUAGCACUAGUAGGGACAAAGAGUGCUGAAUGUGGAAUGAAUGCUCCCAGGGCUUUCCAGAAGUGUUCUGGUGUACUUUGCUUUGGCUUGGCCUCCAUGCGAGGUCACUCCACUUGUACUUGAUCUCCAUUUGAUAUUUUUGUCCCCUUAAGAUACUAGUCCCCUUUGAUGAGUUUCUUUUUAAUGAUCUGGAUAAAUUGCUCCCCCGUCAACACAGUAUUUUAGAACUAAGCUUAACGAGGUGAGAGCAGAAAGCAGUUAUGUUUAUGAUGAGUUUAUUGAUUGAUGGGUUGAUUUUGAUAUGUUUGCCCUCCUUUGUCCUCUUAGAGACGCGACAAAUAGAAACUUGACGAGUCAAUAAACUGCUUUAACCCA
Syngnathus acus (greater pipefish) is the source of this 6276-nucleotide messenger RNA. RefSeq names its product forkhead box O4 (gene foxo4). Gene Ontology annotation, molecular function: RNA polymerase II cis-regulatory region sequence-specific DNA binding; DNA-binding transcription factor activity, RNA polymerase II-specific. The record is from RefSeq and is a predicted model, not a curated record. Lineage: Eukaryota; Metazoa; Chordata; Actinopteri; Syngnathiformes; Syngnathidae. The transcript is spliced from 3 exons. The coding region runs from base 1315 to 3174 and encodes 619 amino acids. Gene Ontology annotation, cellular component: nucleus. Gene Ontology annotation, biological process: regulation of transcription by RNA polymerase II.